CACUCACGGUGCGUUUCGUUCCCCACAAUAUGGCGGCGCCCAGAGCAGGCGUGGGGCAGGGGCCACGAAUGAAGGCUUGUGGCUGAGCGUUAGGAUGAAGCGUAAAGCGGCUGGCCGGGAUGGCUCCGGCCGGAUGAAGAAGCUACAGCUCUCUGUACAGGAGUUCGUAGAGAGGACUGAAGGCGGGGGAGUCGCAGAGGAGAGCAACUUUCCGGGAAACCCUGGGGGGAAAUUAAAAACUCGCAAAGAGCUAAGGAAGGAAAAGCGUCGGGAGAAGAAAUACCGCAGGAAGGAAUACUAUGAACGGCGGCACCUAGGGCCCCAAGGGGGGCAGCCUCCCACAGCCCAGGCCCCUGAUAGGAAAGAGGGGGCACAGGGGGAGAAGCAUGGAGGGAAAGUCUGUACCGCUAAAGGGGGGAAUAAACCUCAGGCUGCACUGGGGGAAUCUGAUAAAAAGCCCAAAGCUGGAAUGGGAGAAACUUCCAGGAAACAUAAGACUGGAAUGGGUGAGUCUGCUGGAAAACCUACACUUGGAACAGGAAAAACUGCAGGGAAACCCAAGGCUGGGCCGAUCAAGAAGAGCAAAGCAGCCAUCAUGGAGGAGAAGAGGAGGAAAGCGCUGCUGGAAGCCAAUGAGAAGGAGGAGAAAGAGAUCAAGCGGCUGGAGAGGAGUUUGAGGAUGAAUAAGAGAAAGAACAAGAGUUCUCUCCCACAGUCAUUCACUCAGGAUGGGCUGGAUUAUAUUCUGGGGCUGUUAGAGCCAGGGGCAUCAGGCUCUGGCCUGUACGAGGAUGAGGAUGAAUUGGGUAGUGCCGCAGAGAAGCUGCACAAACUUUCAGAGAAGUUUAGUGAAGGGGAGUCCAGUGAUGAUGAAGGGGAUCAGCCCAUGGAUCAAGACUCAGGGGAUGAGAGAGAGGACCAGGAAUUGGUUGAGGAGGAUGAGGACCUGGGUUCUGCUGAGGAGGAUGGGGACCUGGGUUCUGCUGAGGAGGAUGGGGACCAGGAAUCUGAUGAGGAGGAUGAAGAGCUGGAAACAGAAGAUGAAGAGGGAGACCAAGAUUCAGGAAGGGCAUCUGAAGAGAAUGAAGCAUCUGAAAAAGAGUUGGGGUCUGAAGAGGGCCGGGUGCCCCUUGAUUCUGGAGAAGACAACCCCACGCAUCCGGGAGAGCAGGGCUCCAAGUAUAUCCCUCCACAUCUCAGGCAGGCUUCCGCAGCUGCUGACGCAAAGAGGAGGGAAGAGCUGCAGCGGCUAAAGAAGAGCGUGAAAGGGUUAAUGAACAGGCUGAGUGAGCCGAACAUGGCUUCUAUAAGUGGGCAGCUGGAGGAGCUGUACAUGAGCAACAGCAGGAAGGACAUGAACGAGACGCUCACACAGGUCCUGUUAGAUGCCUGCAUCACUCCCGCCAGGAUGCCUGACCGCCUCAUGAUGGAGCAUGUGCUUCUUGUCUGCGUCCUGCACCACACUGUAGGCAUUGAGGUCGGAGCACACAUUCUGGAAUCCACAGUGAAGAUGUUCCACGACCUUUACCAAAAAAGCACAGAAAGCAAAGAAUGCGACAACCUCCUCACCUUCAUCGGGCACCUGUACAACUUCCAUGUGAUGGAGUGCUGCCUGCUGUUCGACAUCCUGAAGAAGCUGCUCUCCACAUUCACAGAGCGAGACAUCGAGCUGGUCUUGCUAAUGCUGAAAAACGUGGGCUUCUCCCUAAGGAAGGAUGAUGCUCUGGCCCUGAAGGAGUUAAUUAGCGAGGCACAAACCAAAGCCAAUGAAGCAGGCAAGAAAUUCCAAGACCAAACCAGAGUUAGGUUUAUGCUUGAGACGAUGUUGGCGCUGAAGAAUAACGAUAUGCGCAAAAUUCCCGGUUAUGACCCAGAACCCGUGGAAAAAUUAAGAAAAUUGCAGCGUUCUUUGGUACAUGGCAGCAAGUCUGGCAGUGACACUCGGCUCCGUGUCUCUCUGGAAAAUCUCCUGGAUGCAGAUAAAGUGGGGCGCUGGUGGAUUGUUGGAUCUUCAUGGAGUGGAGCGCCGAUGAUUGACUCAUCUACCAACAAAUCCCAGCAGCUUUCUGUAGGAAAGGUAAGUUCUAAGAUCAUGGACUUGGCUCGCAAGCAGAGGAUGAACACCGACAUCAGGAGAAAUAUAUUCUGUGUUCUCAUGACCAGUGAGGAUUAUUUAGACGCCUUCGAGAAAUUGUUGAAGCUGGGGCUGAAGGAACACCAGGAGCGAGAAAUUGUCCAUGUCCUCAUUGACUGCUGCUUUCAGGAGAAGGUGUUUAACCCUUUCUAUGCCUUCCUCUCUAGCAAGUUCUGUGAAUACGACAGGCGUUUUCAGAUGACUUUCCAGUUCAGCAUGUGGGACAAAUUUCGGGAUUUGGGAAGUUUAUCGGCGGCCACAUUGAGCAACCUUGUUCGUCUCGUGAGUCACCUGAUUAAAAGCAAGUCACUUCCACUCUCCAUAUUUAAGGUGAUUGAGUUUAGUGAGCUGGAUAAAAUCAAAGUCUCUUUCUUGCGUCAAGUUCUGAAUCAGCUGUUGAUGGAUUUGGAGGCAGAAGACCUUGUUCAGAUCUUUGGAAAGGUCUCUGAGAACCCCAAGCUGAGCAUCCUGAGAGAAGGCCUGAAGCUCUUCCUUACACAUUUCCUUCUAAAAGGCGCCCGGGAGAGGAAAGACAAAGAGGACUCGGAUGCUCUGAUCCAGAGAGUGGAUUUAGCAGUGAAAGCUUUACAGUCCAAGGAAAACAGGCUACGGCUGUAGGAAGUCUACGAGUCUGUGUCAGCUGCCAGUGGGUCAAUGUACAGCGGCAACCGGCCAUGUAAACUGCUUCCAGCGACCCUCCUAUUUUGGGUGAAUCCAUAGUAAUGAUACCUCUGACCCACAGGAGCGGUCCCUAUGGCAUUCUGUACAGCCACAGCCAAAGGACCAUGAUGGAUUUUGUUACUGUAGGAAACCAAUUAACAGCAGCAUAGGGCAUCACAUGAUCAACAUUUUGCCUGCUGCGGCACCUCUUGUGAACAGAGAUGUACCAUGUGUAACAGCUGCAGGAUUUACUGCUCCUUAUUUAGGGAGAAGUGGACAUGGCAGCUUCCUAGGCCCAGUUUUACCAAUACCAGCUAAACAGCUGGAAAAUCCAGAGCAUGAACUGUAGGGGGCAGAUUACUUUAACCCAUUUAGGCUCUUAACUCAGGGACUAAUAACUCACUGAGCACAGUAUCCAUGGAACCAACACAUAGAGCUCAAUUUGUACACAUUUCUAUAUAUUUAAAGGGGUUGUUCCCCUGAGCGCUUACUUUGUCUCAGAAUGUCAAGCUGAAUAUCAUACGCAAUUUGCCGUUGGUAUUUACUUUUUAUUUCCUGCAGCUGUGGAGUUUGGCUUUCGUUCAGCAGCUCUCCAGUCUGGAAAUUUGACAAAUAUCUGAUUGCUAGGGUUCAGAUUACCCUAGCAACCAUGCUAAAUAAUAAAAUGGAAGACCAGUUGAAAAGUUGCUAUGAAUUAGCCAUUCUAUAACAUAGUCAAAGUUAAUUUAAAGGUGAACCACCCCUUUAAUAUAUACAUUCUGCAACUCAGUCAUGUUUACUGUAUUUUUUUUGGCUACUAAGUUAUUUGUUGCCCUUAUACAGUAUUGUGUAAACAGCCGUAAUUGUGGCACAAACCACUAGAUGUCAAUAAAGAAACAUCUUGUUGUAUA
Xenopus tropicalis (tropical clawed frog) is the source of this 3684-nucleotide messenger RNA. It is a transcript of the gene nom1, whose product is annotated as nucleolar protein with MIF4G domain 1. Gene Ontology annotation, molecular function: RNA binding. The record is from RefSeq and is a predicted model, not a curated record. The transcript has 11 exons. Gene Ontology annotation, cellular component: nucleolus. The coding region runs from base 95 to 2752 and encodes 885 amino acids. NCBI's taxonomy places the organism in Eukaryota, Metazoa, Chordata, Amphibia, Anura, Pipidae.